Messenger RNA from Gopherus flavomarginatus (Mexican gopher tortoise), 2661 nucleotides. It is a transcript of the gene SLC16A3, whose product is annotated as solute carrier family 16 member 3. Gene Ontology annotation, molecular function: monocarboxylic acid transmembrane transporter activity. The coding region runs from base 687 to 2108 and encodes 473 amino acids. Gene Ontology annotation, cellular component: membrane. Lineage: Eukaryota; Metazoa; Chordata; Testudines; Testudinidae. The transcript is spliced from 7 exons. Gene Ontology annotation, biological process: transmembrane transport; monocarboxylic acid transport. The record is from RefSeq and is a predicted model, not a curated record.
UCUGGACCUGCUUGUACCCAGACCUUUGGCAGUGAUCCUGUUGCCUGGAUGGUUCUGGUUAGGUGGCCCGGGACAGGGUGGCUGUGAAUCUGUAGCCCUGGAUGUUAUGAUGAUCGUUAUGGCUAAUCUGGCUGUGGCUUGGGUGGGCCCAGGUCAGGGGCUGGCUUGGCUCUGAAUUAACAAGUCUGUGGGAGGCGUUAGGACCCGCCAGGAGUCCGAACCCGGCUGCUCUGACGUUGGUCGGAACUAGCGGCUGCCGCCCGCUACUGCUGAGUAACAGGCGCUAAAUCGCCCCGGAAGCCGAGACGAAACCAGCAGGUCGGGUCGGUCUCGGAACCGGGAUUGAGACCCUCACAGGCGGCCCGGCGCAGGCUCGUCCCAGAACAAUCCGAGGAUUUCUCCGUGGUUAUAACGUAAGCACUGCACCAUGCAGCUGAUAAGACUGAGGUCUUGGGAACGUUUAUUCCCAGAGUUCUCCUUUGAGGCUAGGACUAUGUCCCUCACCAGCGAAUACUGAAGAGUUUCAGGUCCAGUAAUAUCUACCUUUACAAACAUACCGAAGGCAGUGGAGUUUCAGUGAGGCUAUGCGGACAUCUCUAAUAAGUUAGCCUUCAGCUGAUUAUGAACAAAGACAGGAAGGGCAUGGAUUGACUAUCAGUUCCCAAGGCAACCCAUUCAGUUUCACUAUGGGAGCUGUGGUGGUUGAUGAUGCUCCAUCUGGUGUCAAAGCCCCUGAUGGGGGUUGGGGCUGGGCCGUUCUCUUUGGAGGGUUUGUCAUCACUGGAUUUUCCUAUGCCUUUCCAAAGGCUGUUAGUGUCUUCUUUAAAGAGCUUAUCCGGGAGUUUGGUGUUGGAUACAGUGACACAGCAUGGAUCUCCUCCAUUCUACUAGCUAUGCUUUAUGGAACAGGUCCCCUGUGUAGCAUGUGUGUCAAUUGGUUUGGCUGUCGUCCAGUUAUGCUGGUUGGAGGGCUCUUUGCUUCGCUGGGGAUGGUGACAGCUUCCUUCUGUACCAGCAUCAUUCAGAUCUAUCUCACUGCAGGUGUCAUUACUGGUUUGGGUCUGGCACUCAACUUCCAGCCAUCGCUCAUCAUGUUAAAUCGCUACUUUGACAAACGCCGCCCUUUAGCUAAUGGGCUUGCUGCUGCUGGAAGCCCUGUGUUUCUUUGUACCCUCUCUCCACUGGGGCAAAUACUGCAACAUGAGUAUGGCUGGCGAGGGGGAUUUCUUAUACUGGGCGGAAUGCUGCUCAACUGCUGUGUUUGUGGGGCAUUAAUGAGGCCGUUGGAGCCUCCUAAGAAAUCUGAAGCUGCCAAAGAACUCACUGAGAAGAAAACAAAGAAAAAGCUUCUGGAUUUCAGUGUCUUUAAAGAUGGUGGUUUUUUAGUCUACACUGUGGCUGCCUCCAUCAUGGUGCUGGGCCUCUUUGUGCCUCCAGUCUUUGUGGUGAGCUAUGCCAAGGAUUUGGGAUAUCCAGAUACUAAAUCAGCUUUUCUUCUGAGCAUUCUUGGAUUCGUUGAUAUCUUUGCCCGGCCUAUUUGUGGAGUGAUAGCUGGUCUGAAGUGGGUCAGACCACACUGUAUUUAUCUCUUUAGUUUUGCUAUGAUUUUUAAUGGUUUUACAGAUCUCAUGGGUUCCAUGUCUACCAAUUAUGGUGGCCUGGCAGUCUUCUGCAUUUUCUUUGGCAUUUCCUAUGGAAUGGUAGGUGCUCUUCAGUUUGAAGUUCUCAUGGCUAUUGUUGGUACUCAGAAGUUUUCCAGUGCCAUUGGCUUGGUGCUUCUGGCUGAAGCUGUAGCGGUUCUAAUCGGUCCACCAUCAGCAGGCAAACUCUUGGAUGCGACAGGCAGGUAUAUGUUUGUUUUUAUUGUUGCUGGAGUUGAAGUUGUUACUUCAGCCCUUGUGAUGGCUUUAGGAAAUGUCUUCUGUGUUAAGAAAAAAUCAGAAGUGCCACAAACAAAAGAGGAGGCAGCAGAAAGAGAAGAGUUAAACAAAUCCGAAGACAAAACACAUGAAGAUACCAAGGUGGACUCUAUUGAAGUAGAACAAUUUCUGAAAGAUGAACCUGAAAAAAAUGGGGAAGUUGUAACUAACCCAGAAACAUGUGUGUGAGUGACACAGGAUGAGUGGCAAAGCAUUUAGGGAAGAGAGAGAAUUUCAACACUAAUUUAGAAACGGAACUAGUUUAGGGCUGGGCCAUCUGCUUGACCAACUGGGGGCCAAUCAGCUAAUCAAAUCACUGUUUGGAAGCUUUAUUAGGAAUCCUUUUCACCUAAAACUGGAUUUAUCAGUGAGACGUGGAGCUCUGUGUUUGUAACAUUUUAAGUAAACUAAGCAGCCUUUGUAACCAAAUAUAGAAAUCCCACUAUGCAUCACCAGAAGAGUCUCACUUGGAAGAAAAUAUAUUUGAAUUAGAGAGGAAUGAUAUGUACAUUUUCAUUCAAUAUGGGUGAAAUUGUUUGUGUGUAUGUGUGGUAAAAUUAAACAUAACUUCCCUUUCUUUGUUCUUUUUCAAGGAGAAAGAAUGAGAUGAGGGAAAAAAAUCUCAGGAACUUAACUGGUCUCCAGAAGGUUUUUGAAACAUCUUACUUUUACAGUUAUUUUUAGAUUAUUUUUUUUUUGGCUCAGCCCUAAUCUAAGUUGGAUAAUAAGAAUAGUAUCUAUU